AUGAUUAGAUUACCAACUGGAACCCAUAUUCAAAUAUCAAAUAUGGUCGAUGAAAAACCCACGAUUGAACAACAAAGACGAGCCGAACUAAAACAUCGUCUUAGUAACAGAGAAGCAGUUGACUUUAGUUCACGAUUAGAAAGAUUUUCGUGGACACAAGUCAAUGAAUAUUGUUUAUUGCCAACUAUCUUUAGGGACGGUAUUAAUAGUAGAGACGAGUAUUUAUGUGUUCAAAUGUUAGAACAGAAAUUAUUUUCCCAUUAUCCUCAACAAAUAUUUGAUUACUGUGUUCAACACUAUCCUAUUCGAUUUUACUCAAUCACACAACAUGAAGCUGAUUUAUUAAACAGAAUUAAUUCUUGGCAUACGAACACUGCGUACGGUAAUUAUGUUUAUACGAUUUCAGAUCAAAUAACACAAUUGACAUCAUUCAAAAUAUUUUACAAUCUUCUAAGAACGACAGUACUUACGCCCAUUCAAUCAAUGCAUCCUCAUUUAAAGUCUACUCCAAUUUCUCAAAUACCUGCGCAUAUAUCACCGACUAACGCGUCAAAUUUAUUCAGUUUUUGGGCAUCAAUUCCACCAUAUCAAGGACAAGAACUACCACAAUCAAAUCGUGUUAUUGCACCAAAAAUAAUCAGACCUAAAGCUCAAAUAGCACAUAAGCAACAAACGAAACAUUCGCCCUUGAUAUUUAUGACAAAAAAGCAAAAGAAUAUUCAAAAACAACAGGUGCUAUCAUCAGAGACAAACGCACAAACCAAGCAAAUUUCCAAACUAUCAAAAGCCGGUAAAAAAAAUUUCAGUUACUUAAUAUCAGAUUCACAUGCCUCUCAUCCUCUGGCAGCAUCGCCUGUUACAAAUAUAAAACUACCAGAAAGUGUGAAUAUUCUACAAGAACCAAUAGUAUCACAUGAACUUCAGAAUCAAUUAUCUGCUGCAACCCCAGAUAAUCGUUCUUCAUCGAGACAAGAUGCAAAAAUGACUUAUAAUAAUUCAGCGAAGAACCCUCCAUUAUUACGUCCAUUGUCAACUCCAUCAACCACCAACGGCAAAAAUUUCCAUCGUUACAUCGUAUUCCAAGGUGAACAAAUGUUAUGCUAUUAUACGUCUCAGAGUGAUAGUAGUGGUACAGAGAUCAAAGCAUGUCAGUGUCUUGCACUACAAGACGUAAUAAGACUAUUUUUUUCUAAAUCAAAUAUCGACAGAUUAAUUCGAUUAUGUCGAUUAAAACAAGUGACACGAUAUAAACCGGAUAAAACUACGAAUGUCGAUUCUAAUUUGCGACUAGUAAGUAUCGAAGAUUUACAGAAACACUGGAGUUAUAUAACCAAAGAAAUGGAUGGUACACAACAGCAAAAAACAGAACCAUUGAAAAACUCAACAGAUCACACCUUGAUGAAGUCGAACAAAAUAAUCGUCAAUAAUUCUGUCGUUAAAACAACAACAGUGCCACUGAGAGACACGCAGCAAAAGAAUUUAUCAAAUAAUGCUUCUAUAAUCAAUGAAAUAGCAAACCAGUCGAGUGAUGUUAAUACUUCACCAUCGAUAUCCACUAAUUCGACUUUCAAACCAUCUGCCGAGAAAAUAUUACCAUCAGUUGAUGAAUAUUCAGCAACAAAUAUAGAAGAGGGAGAGAUUGUAUCAGAAAAUAAAAAUGAAACAGAGAUAUCCUCAGUAACAGAGGAAUUUGAGUCAUCACUAAAAAUUGAUGAAUGUGUUCGUUCAUCUGAACAUUCAGACAUGUCAUUGCAAGUAUUAAGUAUCGAAGAUAAAUCAUCACCAGCGACAGAAGACAUAAACCCCCUCUCUUCAGCUUGUAAAAUUCAAGACGACAAUGUGAAUGCAAAGAAACCAUUAAAAGAGUAUGUUUCUUUCUCGAUAAAUAACAUUUUAUCAUCGGUUGACUUAGAUGUUGAACAGGAAGCUUUAUCUACUACUGAACGUGUCGAACAUACUCAGUCUCAUUGUAUUUUAACACCAAUAUUAGACGAUUUAACAGAAAAAGAGUCCUUAACAAAUGUUCCAUUGUCAAAAGAUACUAGUUCGGAUUUACUGCAUAGUAAAUUGUUAACAUCAGAUGUUCAACAAGAAACAAUUACAAACAGCACACAUAUCUCAGUCGAGAGUUCAACAUCUCCUCUUGAUAUGUCAGUUGUGCAAAAUACGCCUCUUUCUUCUGUACUACCGUCUAGUCAGGAAACGGAAGUAUCAGAGGAGUUGACAGUGCUCAAUCAAAUCGAUGACCAUUACGUCAAACCUAAUGAAACGUUGAUGGCAGCAACGGUUGAUUCUUUGGACAUACAGAAUUCAGCAAAAGUGCUAAUGUGUGACACAUCUGUUAUUGAGAAUGAAUCUAAAUCCACAUCAAAGCGAAAAUUAUCCGCAUCAUCGGAAGAAUUAUCGACAGAUUCAAACAACAAUAAAACACACAAUCAACUGUCGAAACAACAGCUCGAUGAUCCUGGACGCGGUAGAAAGAGAUUAAGAAGAGCGAAACGUUAUGAGGAUGAUAGUGAUUUUGACAUGAAGCACACAAGCUGCACAUCACUACCAGCAACAAAAACAAAAUCGCCUAUCAACAAACGACAAAAACCAACACGUGGAAAAAUUAUCCAUAAAUUAACUACUCGUCAACCAACAGAUCGAUAUCCUCUUCGUGAUAAAUACCCAAAAAUCAGAAGUCAUAUGCCACAGUGGACAAAACAAUUUCACAUUAGAUCGUGUACUGUUCUACUAAGCAACUUGGAUCCUACGACGUACGAUUUAUAA
This is a messenger RNA of Didymodactylos carnosus, 2772 nucleotides long. The record is from the annotation of a GenBank genome assembly. NCBI's taxonomy places the organism in Eukaryota, Metazoa, Rotifera, Eurotatoria, Philodinida, Philodinidae.